GAGUCAACCAAAUCCGAGAUGAAGUUGGUCAAAAUACUCCACUUUGAGAAAAGGUUUUCAAAUCAGAAAAUUCAACACUACGAUUGCACCUUCCAUUAGACGCGUAGGCUGCUGGAUUUGUGAACGAUCACAGAGCAAAAUAGAAAGGAAAACAUUUCAUCAAUUUCCGAUUACAAAAACUGACAGCCCCAACAACAUAAUGUUAUUUCCGCUGUGUCUAGCAGUACUGAUCAGAGUUGCAGCAGGAAUCAGUGGCGGUUUUACCUUCAAUGGAAAUAUAGAACUCCAAGGCGUAGCAGAGGUAUCCACCAAUGGUCUCUUCAGGCUCACUGACACCACAAGUUUUACAGUUGGCCAUGUCUUUUAUGCUCAGCCGCUGACCUUCAAGAACUCAUCAAGUGGUAAAGCGUUAUCUUUCUCGACAACUUUUGUAAUCGCCAUUGUGGUUGACAAGUCAUCCUUGAAUGGCCAUGGAAUGGCGUUUGUGAUAGCUCCCUCCAAAGAGUUGUCUGGGGCAUCAGCACAAAAUCUGGGGUUGUUUAAUCGUACAAAUGAUGGAGAUCCAUCCAAUCGUAUUGUCGCCGUGGAGUUUGAUAACUUCCAGAACCAAGAGUUCAAUGAUAUCAAUGAUAACCAUGUUGGCAUCGACAUCAAUAGCUUAACAUCAGUUGACUCUGCUCCUGCAGCUUAUUUUGUAGAUGCAACCGGUGAGUUCAAGAAUAUAAGUCUUGCAAGUGGUGAACGAAUACAGGUCUGGGUGGAUUAUGAUGCUACAAGAAAUCAGCUUAAUGUUACUUUAUCUCCAAUUUAUGUUAGCAAGCCUAAACUUCCACUUUUAUCUUUGGACGUAGACAUUUCGCCGAUUGUUUUAGACCAGAUGUAUGUGGGGUUUUCUUCCUCCACUGGUCGAUUAGUUCAAUCUCAUUAUGUUCUUGGGUGGAGCUUUCAAAUAGGAGGGAAAGCUCAACUUGAUCUUUCCCGACUUCCAUCUUUACCUGUCCAAGAGCAAUCCAAAAGUAACAAGAAUAAAGAAUUGGCAAUUGGCUUGUCCGUGACUGGAGUUGUCUUGGCAGCUAUAAUAGUCUCUUUAAUUCUUCUUUUCAAGAAAAAGAAAGACAAAUUCGCUGAGAUAUUAGAAGAUUGGGAGGUUCAGUAUGGACCUCAUAGAUUCUCAUACAAGGACCUAGUUGUAGCUACAAGAGGUUUUAGAGAGAAGGAACUGCUUGGCAAAGGGGGUUUUGGAGAGGUUUACGGAGGUGUUCUUCCUGUUUCAAAAAUCCAAGUUGCAGUCAAGAGGAUUUCUCAUAAUUCUAAACAAGGAAUGAAAGAAUUUGUAGCUGAGAUUGCCACAAUUGGUCGCCUGCGACACCCCAAUUUGGUUCGACUCCUUGGUUAUUGUCGCGGUGAAGGUGAACUUCUUUUAGUCUAUGAUUACAUGCCUAAUGCCAGUCUUGAUAAAUUAAUUUAUAACAAGACACCGGUGACUGUCAAUUGGAAUCAAAGAUUUAAAAUCAUUAAAGAUGUCUCUUCAGGACUUGCUUACCUUCAUGAAGAAUUGGUGGAAGUUAUAGUUCACAGAGAUAUUAAGGCCAGCAAUGUGCUAUUAGAUGGUGAAUUAAAUGGAAAACUGGGUGAUUUUGGGCUUGCAAGAAUUAGUAAACGCGCACAGGAUCCUCAAACUACUCAUGUAGCCGGAACAUUCGGGUACAUUGCACCAGAGCUUGCAAAAAAUGGCAAGGCAACUACAAGCACCGAUGUUUAUGCAUAUGGAGCAUUUUGCUUGGAGGUUGCUUGCGGUAGAAGGCCAGUGGAGUCUCGAGUAUCACCGGAAGAGGCAAAUUUAGUGGACUGGGUGUACCGAAGUUGGAGGGAGGGUAAGAUCUUAAACACAGUGGAUCCUAAACUGAACAAAGAUUUUAAUGUUAAAGAGGUUGAACUUGUUUUGAAGCUCGGACUACUUUGCUCUCAUCCUGUCGCAGAAGUUAGGCCAAGAAUGUCACAAGUUCUGUUGUACCUUAAGGGCCAUGCUUCACUCCCUGAAAACUUUGAUUUCCAAAUUCCAGGUCCAGAUCAGAUAGGAAAGUCGUAUAGUCCUGCCAUAUUGAAUUAUACUACACCUCCAUUUACAGUCACUGAAUCCUUCAAGUCUGCUGGUCGUUGAAUAUGGUAACAUAGUCUGCAUGAGAAAAGCUGAUGUAUAAUUUCACAGCAAGCAAAAUUAGGGGUCAAAAAAUAUCACAGGUGAGAGUAUUUAGAUAAUGUCUGAUAUCUUGAUCAUUUUGAAAAAAUUCUGAUAAAGAUGCAUUUCCCGUAGAAAUGGGGUUAUGUUUACUAUACCAAGCAUCAGAUAUUUAUUGUCAAGAAACCCUUUUGGCUUAGCAACUUGCAACUGCGCAUAUAGUUCAGGUCUUCUGGGUGCUACAAUGAUUCUGUUACUGAAAGUCAGGCAAAAGCAUAUGAAGGAGAAUUUGAUGAUCAUGUUGUAUGGAGGUAUUCUACACCAUCAAUUUCUAAUUUCAUCUGGGCGCUGGCUGCGCAUAUACGGAUAUAACUCGACUUGGUUGUUGCAUUGAUUUCUUUCUGGUAUCUCUCUCUGUAUAUAUAUACCUGUUUGUGCCUUCAGGGGUGAAAUAGAAGUAGCCUGCUACCUAGGAUUGAAAAGUUCAAAAGUAUUUAGUUUCAGUUCUUGAGCUGCCAAUAGUUUUGGUAGUUUUCUAAUUUAUUCCUGGAUUUAACUUUCUCCA
Ricinus communis (castor bean) is the source of this 2744-nucleotide messenger RNA. RefSeq names its product L-type lectin-domain containing receptor kinase V.9. Gene Ontology annotation, molecular function: protein kinase activity; carbohydrate binding; ATP binding. The transcript has 2 exons. Gene Ontology annotation, cellular component: plasma membrane. Gene Ontology annotation, biological process: protein phosphorylation. Lineage: Eukaryota; Viridiplantae; Streptophyta; Magnoliopsida; Malpighiales; Euphorbiaceae. The coding region runs from base 200 to 2161 and encodes 653 amino acids. The record is from RefSeq and is a predicted model, not a curated record.